GAGGCAGACCAGUCAAACCAGUCAGUCGACCGAGCGACGCGGGUAGCGACGGUCGAUCGUCAGACGAUCCAUUUACAUCGACUCCGCUCUCAAGCUCGUAGAAAACACUGCAAAGGGUAGGAAGCUCAGGAAGGCGGAGGGAAUUGGUGAUCAUGCGUACGUAGGGAGGAGUAAUAUCGCGUCGGAUACGAUGCCGCGAAAAUUCUCGCUUCAAACAACCCUUCGACGACGGCCAACGCGUAUCUCGAUCGGCUCGCACCCCUAUCGACGCGUCACGCUUUCGAUCGUGAGAAAAAAGGGAGACUCGGCCAAUCUCGUCGGCUAUUCUCAACCUAUCGGCGUCCUCGGUGAAGGACACCCUUUCUUUGCUGGAAGGGAUCUCCCAGCGCGAUUAGUCGGGAGGGAAACGAAAAAAGAGAAAAGUUCCUGUGAGAGAUUGCUACCCUCGCCUGAUGUAGCGAAAUCGAACGAAGCAUUUCCUCUCCAGAGACUAUCAGUGAUAGAUCGUCUCACGACACGAAGAAUUUAAAGGGCCAAUUUCAUCGAACAGCAACUACAUCGUGCGUUGAAAAGCGAGAAAUCAGUGUAGAGGACCAAUCGACGAUUCGGAAUCGCAUCACAAAGAGAAUCGAUUUACGAGUCCAAAAAGGAACGUUAAUUAUGAUCCGUUACAAUUAAGAUUACGCGCGAGUGACAAGUGCACGUGGCAAAUUGACGAGUGUCCGCGAAUAAACGCGGCGAACGAAAUAAUUGAGUCGUCAGAUCGAGAUUAAGUGCGCGAGAAAGAAUGAAGCUUAGGCAAUCAGUGUGGAACGAUCCUGUUAAUCGGCGCUUAAUGAGUGCCGCGUGAGUGUGCGGAAAAGAGAACAGCUAUCGCGCGCGAGAUGAAACUGGGAGAUAAUAUGACUAUGGAAGCUUGUAACGUAGCUGACUGGAGCGACGUAGGUAGUCCACGAAAGUAUCGACCACCGCGAAUCGGAGACAUUCCACGAGGUUCUGCGGUCGAUAAAUCACCUUCAAAUUCACCCACUCAGAAGAAAGAUUCUGACGCUGAGCAAUUGCCGACGGAUGCGCCGGGUCCGUCAAAAACACUAGCGAGCCCAGAGUACAUCCAGGAAGUACGCAAAGACAGCGCACUGUACCUCGAAGAGGGAGAGGGCGCAUUAAAGACCGUGACCACCACUGAUGUUCUCCGGAGACAGAGCUCGGGCUACGUGAGCCGUCGAGAUAGCCUGGACGAAAAUAGAAGAAAUUCCAUGACGAGUAGCGACACGCAACAGCAAGACAAAGAGAGGCAUAAAUCGAAAUCGAUACCUCUUGGUGCCUUGAUUAAGGAUCUUGCUGAUAGAAAAGAGGAAAACAUUGAGGAGAACACUGAGCCGUCCGCAGAUACAGCGAAGGAGAGAAUGCCGACGACAGAGAUACACAGGGAGGUGUCGAGCUCCAAUCUCGACAUGCCCAAUGUUGAUGAAACGAAGGAGGCCACCAGAGAGAAGACUCUGCCCCGACAAAUAAGUUUCGAGGCUCACGAGAUCACCGACGGACUGACGACACGUCUCACCGACAUGCAAGUGACGUCUAUCUUCAAGAACCCCAACAUUUACCUCCCGCGCAACAGCGGCAAAAAUGCAUCACUGGACAAGGCGGAUACGAUUCAGCGAGUUGACACAGUCAUCGAUCAUUCUAGCGCCGACUCGAAUUGUAAGAAUGUGCACAAGACAAACGUGGAAACUAUUAUUGCCUUGGAUCAUAAUCGGACAGUAGAUUUGAGAAAAUUAUCCUUGCCCGACGAAGCAGGACCGAGUCAGCGACUGUUCGAGAAAGCCGAUGUCACCUACAAAUCCGUUCAUUCUCGCUACCCUCACGCCAGCCCAAAUAGAUUGCCGAGGAAACGCAUCCGAGCCCUCAACAGGGAAUGCUCCGUCGAUAGCCAGCAUGACGGUCAACAGCAGUUGAAUCAAUACAAAGUGCUGAAUGAGAUCGGAAAGGGCUCUUUCGGUGUCGUGAAGAAGGUUUUCAACGAGGAGGACGGCAUGUAUUACGCCAUGAAGAUAGUGAGCAAGAGGAAAUUAAUGAAGAAAACGGGGAUAUUUGGGAAGAUACCACCGCGCCGAGCGGGCGCCGAUCCCUUGGCGAAAGUUUACAGGGAGAUCGCCAUCCUAAAGAAACUCGAUCACCCGAACGUCGUGAAACUUGUCGAGGUGCUCGACCAUCCCGACAAGGACAAUCUCUACCUGGUCUUCGAACUGGUCCACAGGGGAGAAAUCCUUCUUAUACCCACCGACAAACCUUUGAAUGAGGCGACGGCCAGACGUUAUUUCCGCGAUGUUGUCAUGGGAGUCGAAUAUUUGCAUUAUCAGAAAAUAGUGCAUCGUGACAUAAAGCCGAGCAAUUUACUGGUGGACAGGGACGACAGGAUUAAAAUCGCUGAUUUAGGCGUCAGCACGGAAUUAAGAGAAUCUGGAGAAUUAUUGACGGGACAAGCUGGCACGCCGGCCUUCGCGGCGCCCGAAACAACCGUUGCUAACGCGCAGUACUUGGGACCGCCAUGCGAUAUAUGGUCGAUGGGGGUGACGCUGUACGCGCUUGUAAUCGGAGAUCUUCCUUGGCGCGCUUCUGACAGCACGGCUAUUCAAGAAAUCGUUCGUUCGAAGCCGCUCGUGUUCCCCGACAAUCGGUUAUCUUCGGAACUGUGUUAUCUAAUUGAGGGGAUGCUGGAUAAGUCGCCGGAAACCAGGCUGAUACUCCCGAAGGUAAAACAGCAUCCGUGGCUGACGAAUAACGCAACCGAACCACUGCCGGCUGAGGUCGACAACUGCCGCUUACGGGUCACCGUCACCGAGGAGGAGGUCAUAAGAUUGGGCACUCUACUCCUCGUCAAGAACAUGCUGAAACAACACAGCUUUCAGAACCCAUUUCUGCCUAAGCGACUCGGGCGGACAGCGGACAACGACGCCGGCACGGUAUCACCAGUGGGAGGACCAAAAGGUGACGUGUCCUCCUCGAAGAGCGACGCGAUGAGAGAUGCGAAAGCGGAACGUUUUCACGAAGCCGGGAGAAGCAAUUCCGCGCCGGAUUCCUACGAUUGGCACACAAGCGGCAGACAAUUAUCGGUAGAAAAUCCCCUAUCGCCUGUAACGGAAAACGAGAGGAGAUAGUGCCACGGUCCGUCAGCACGAAAUCCCAAGCGAAAAACGGGCCGUCGUCAAACGGAAGAUAGAUCGGGACGCAUCGUUGAUCGCGAUUCAACGAGCGAUCGUGACAUCAAAAGGCGAAAUCGUCGAACGAACCAACGAAAGUUUAAUCUUCCAGAGAACCAUCGUUAUCGAUUUCACUCUCGUCGCUUGUAUCGUCAGAACCACGGAGCAUUGCCUUUAGUUUUGCAGGUAAGAGCUCCGUGAGUUGUUAUAUGAAUACGCGAAAAUUCCUAACCGGCGAGGCUGACGAAAAAGCGGAUCGAGGACUUGUUAAAAAUGUUUCUGCUGGAUCUCAAAUGUUUAUUGUUUUGUCUAAAAGAAUAUAACGUCGCGUUUGAAUGUUCGACAUUAUACUGUACUACGCGUGAUAUUUGGUGAUUGCACUUUUGGCUGUUUUUAUUAUUUGACCAUAGUAAAAUAGGAAGGACCUUAUUUGCAAUUAAUUAUCACACAUAAACAGCUCACCGUACAAUCUUCAAAAGAAUGUGAAAGAAUUAUUAUAUUUACUUUGCUAUUGACUGCCAUUUUUUACAUAAAUAAAAAAAUCUAUUAAAUUUGAUGACUACAACACGAUAAUAUUAGAUGUAAAUAAUCCACCAAAUAUUAUUUUAUUCUGUUUUUUUAUCCAGUAACUUGCAAAAGCAAUUUGUAUUAAUAAUGGAAAAAUUAAAAAACGCAUAUCACUACACUUUUAUUAAAGAUUAAUAAAGCGAUGAAAUAUUUAAAAACGUUACAUGUAUAAAAUUGUGUAACGAAAAUAGAUGAUGUGUUUUAUUGUGAAGGAUGAUCCGAAA
Monomorium pharaonis (pharaoh ant) is the source of this 3991-nucleotide messenger RNA. RefSeq names its product serine/threonine-protein kinase par-1. Bases 885 to 3158 code for a protein of 757 amino acids. The transcript has 10 exons. Gene Ontology annotation, molecular function: ATP binding; calcium/calmodulin-dependent protein kinase activity; calmodulin binding. Gene Ontology annotation, cellular component: cytoplasm. Gene Ontology annotation, biological process: intracellular signal transduction; positive regulation of protein kinase activity; protein phosphorylation. NCBI's taxonomy places the organism in Eukaryota, Metazoa, Arthropoda, Insecta, Hymenoptera, Formicidae. The record is from RefSeq and is a predicted model, not a curated record.